AUGCAAGUCGAGAAGAAAAGGCGACGGCUGAUAAUGCCCGCGCAAGGAACAAGAGGCGAAUUCAACGGCAAAUUAGCCUUGCCCGACAACUAG
This is a messenger RNA of Fusarium odoratissimum NRRL 54006, 93 nucleotides long. RefSeq lists its product as uncharacterized. The coding region runs from base 1 to 93 and encodes 30 amino acids. The record is from RefSeq and is a predicted model, not a curated record. NCBI's taxonomy places the organism in Eukaryota, Fungi, Ascomycota, Sordariomycetes, Hypocreales, Nectriaceae. The transcript has a single exon.